Molecule: messenger RNA, 1188 nt
Organism: Drosophila elegans
Lineage: Eukaryota; Metazoa; Arthropoda; Insecta; Diptera; Drosophilidae
Product: dehydrogenase/reductase SDR family member 7
Exons: 1
Coding region: 99-1064 (321 amino acids)
Source: RefSeq, a predicted model, not a curated record
UUUCUGAUAGGCGAGAACCCGCUUUCAGUGUCUUCCGUUGCGGCAGAGGAUAAAGAUUUCUCCGACCGAGCCAGAGCCUAGUCCAAAUCCGAAUCGAGAUGUCCUUCCUGGAGUUUCUGCUGCUCCUGUUGGUGGUCUACUACGUGGGCUAUGUGCUCCUCUGGAUCCUGCUCGACUGCAAUGUGGCCCUGUGGUACAAGUCCCGCUUCGGAGUCUCCUUGUCGUCGAUGCGCGGCCAGGUGGUUUGGAUAACAGGUGCCUCGAGUGGAAUUGGCCGAGCAUUGGCGCACAGUCUGGCCAAACAUGGCGUGAAACUGGUGCUAAGUGCACGCAGGGUGGAACAGCUGGAGGAGGUGCAAGAGGAGUGUCUGGCUGCGGCCAAGGGACUACUGGCCACCAAGGAUGUCCUGGUCGUACCCAUGGACAUGCUGGAUAUAGAUGAGCAUGGAACGCAUUUGAACACGGUGCUCAAUCACUUCCAUCGACUGGAUGUCCUCGUGAACAAUGCCGGCAGAUCGCAGCGAGCCAGUUGGACCGAAAUCGAGAUCGAGGUGGAUCGGGAGCUCUUCGAACUGGACGUCUUCGCCGUGGUCCAUCUCAGCCGCCUGGUGGUUCGCUACUACGUGGAGCAGAACGGUGGCAGAGGUCACAUCGCCGCCACAUCCAGCAUAGCUGGCUUCAGUCCGGUGCCAUUCUCGGCCACCUAUUGUGCCGCCAAGCAUGCUCUGAACGCCUAUCUGCUUUCCCUGAAGGUGGAAAUGCGCAAGCUGGACAUCAGCAUCUUUGCCCCGGGACCCAUUGCCACGGACUUCCUGCAGGAGGCCUUCACGGGAUCACAGGGCGGAAAAGUGGGCAUGAGUACGGCCAAUCAGAAACGCAUGACUGCCCAGAGAUGUGGCGACCUAUUCGCCGUGGCCUUGGCCAAUAAGAUGGAUCUCACCUGGUGUGGUCUAUUUCCGGUCAAUCUAUUGGCCUACUGCGCCAGGAAUCCCACGUUGACCAAGAUACUGGGUCAGUUCAUGACCGAGAAGACGCUGAACAAGAUUCGCGAGGGUAAACUAUGAGAAGAUCUCUCGUUCUAAGCCCUCUCCCUCCUCUUACUCCGCCAAGUGGUUCUCAGUCAACUUUUAUACUAUUGUACAAUGUUUAACUAUGUAAAAAAGUGUAUAAAUAUGUACACAAGAUUAA